This is a messenger RNA of Crotalus tigris (Tiger rattlesnake), 12022 nucleotides long. It is a transcript of the gene CHST7, whose product is annotated as carbohydrate sulfotransferase 7. Gene Ontology annotation, molecular function: chondroitin 6-sulfotransferase activity; N-acetylglucosamine 6-O-sulfotransferase activity. Gene Ontology annotation, cellular component: Golgi membrane. NCBI's taxonomy places the organism in Eukaryota, Metazoa, Chordata, Lepidosauria, Squamata, Viperidae. Gene Ontology annotation, biological process: N-acetylglucosamine metabolic process; carbohydrate metabolic process. The transcript is spliced from 3 exons. Bases 2422 to 3906 code for a protein of 494 amino acids. The record is from RefSeq and is a predicted model, not a curated record.
UUUUUACAUCAGGAGACAAACAGAUCACAAGUAGCUACAGCACUGAUUCUUGACUUAUUUCCUGCUGUAAAUAAUUUGGUGAAUGUAUUUAGAUCUGUUAUUCCAAUUAAUCAGGGGAGUCAAAAUCCAACAUUCAGGGAGAUUACUACAUUGGUAGUAACUAUAGCUCAGCAAAUAAGCACAUUCUGUCUUGCUUGGAUAAUAAUUGAUUAUGGCCAAACUGACACAUAACAUAAACUAGACAGAAUAUUCUUGGCUGAUAAGAGUAAAAGUUCUGCCCAUUCUAAAUGGUAUCUAGAAAACAAGGUUCAUAGCUUUGGAAUACUUUUGAUCUUUGUUACAUGAAUUUCUCAAAUUAUAGCAGUAGUCAUUAAUACUCUGUUUCAGUUUUUAGCAAGCAUCUGUAGAUGAUAUUAUCUGGUCAGUUAUUUGUGCUUUACUGGCGUCCAUAUUGGGUUACUGUAAAAUAAUCUACCUAAAGGGGAUUUGAAAAAGUAACUAAAAUUUCCAAUAAUAUUUUUCAUAACUAAAGGCAAAAAGCAUGGUUUAUAAAUCACAUUGGCUGAUUUACAUAACAAAGAAGCCAAGAAUUGCCCCCCUACAGACACACAUUUUGACUUAAGAUGUUGUGUGAGCCAAUGUAUUUGUUAGACUUUUAUUAAAUAUAGCUUGAUGGAACUCAUGCUAUGCCUUUGAUAUCUCCGGCCCUUGAAGGGUUUUCCAUCCAGUCAGCUUACAAAUUUGAGCUCCCUUCCCUUGACCAUCUUCAAUCCACUGCUGAACAUUGAGAAAGACUCCUUAAAUAAGAUCCAUAAAUGGUGCUAUAAUAGCUAACCAGUGCUAUAAUCUUCCUUGAAAAAUUGCUCUUCUGCAUUAUUGUGAAGUUUUAAAAAGCCUACAUGGAAGCAGUUUUAAAGAAGGGCUGCUACAGAGUAGGGGAGAACUAAUUCCAUUAUAGCUACUGUUAAAAGCCCUAAAAAAAGUCAAAAUCAAGCUUUUAAAAUGAUCUCCAUUAUUAUCACUGGAGACUGUCAUAAAGCCUAAUUGCUUUCUCUGUGUGUGUACCUGCAUUCCAUGCCCAUGUGCUUGCAAACAUUUGUGUGUAGAGAAAGUAUAACAGGAGUGACAAUCUUUCUCUCUUCUUAUUUUACAUAUAUUGGCUAUUAUUAACGAUGCAUUUCUAAGUUCUAAGUUCAAAAUGCUGAGAAAUGUUACUUUUAAAAAUCUAAAUGGAUUAAAAAUAAAAUCUUCUCAUAUGGCCCUUUUUACCUUAUGUGACCAAGUGAAGAUGCCCUUCUGCUUUUCUCACUGAAUACAUUUAUUAUUUAUAUAUCACACUAUUUAUACAUUACAUUUAGUAAGAUCAAGGAACCGGAUGUUCUCUGCAGCAGAAACCAAGAAAUGUAACUUUUUUUCCAGAAUCAUUCUUUUAUUCAUUAAUAUGCAUCUUCAGUUAAAGUGACCUUUUCCAAGGAACUCAAAGAAACAUUCCUGCUUUUUCCUAAAACAACUAGUAGUAGCCUCAGAAUGCCAUAAAGUUGGCUAGAUUACAAGUAGGCUGGAAUCACUCUGAACUCCUUUGAGUAGUAUUGGGAAUUGAGUGUUUCAGUCAAAUCAAAUAAUGUCUAUUCCCUUUACUAAGAGUUUAUAUUGCUGUUGGGUUCAGACUUCAAAAGACACCAUUACUUUAUUGUGCAAACUCAGCUGUCAUUUGCAAACCAUGGGUGUUGGCUAAAUGUUAGGUAUAAAUGUAGUUUACUGGCUUAUUUAAGUGUCUUGGAUUGUGAGUGUCCAACUGACCUUGAGGAUUAAAGAGUGAGAAGGCAGAAUAGAAUUUGCAAUAUCAGUACUUAGCAUACACCCUUUUUAGGCUUAAGGAUUAUCCUAUUCAGUAUUUAUCUUCAUCUCCAGGGCAAAGAGUACGGGAUAACUGAAAGUACUGAGUGCUUUAACCAUAAAUAAACAAUACCUCUUUUUAAUUUAAAUUACUUAAUUUGCAUUUAGAUUUGUGAGGUUAAUGAAUGCGGUCACUCAACUUCAUCCUAUGCAAAUACAGGCUGGCUGGGAAAACGCCACUCCGAUACCUUUUCCCUCCUCCCUCCCCCACAAAUAAUCGGAACAGGAGACCAGUCUUAACCUUACGCGGACUUAAAACGCCGGGGGACUCAGAGGGACUGGAUGCGUUGGCAUCACCCUGAAGCAGCGCGGAGCCGCAGCCUAAGUUGAAGGAACGGCUGGCUGGCGAUCGCUUGCACCCUCUUGCCGGCAACUGGGGGCGUGUUUCUACGUCGGGAAGGCGGCCGCUGCAGCAGUGGCCACCACCCCCGUUUCCCCUCCGCCUUUCUCAAGUCUGAGCUUGUUUUUGAACCGGGCGACAGUGGCGGGGAGGACAGCUCCCUCCGGCGUGGUUCCAAGGGAGCCAUGAAGAGCCGGCGACAAUGGAGGUGGCGAUGGCAGCUCCAUCGGCGAUUUGCGCUGGGUUUAGCCGUCUACACGCUGCUGCUCCUGCUGCUCGUGUCUUACACGCUGGACUAUCGAGCCAGAAGGGGGGGCGCGGGCGAGGAGUCGCAGUUGCCCCACGGCUGCCCCAGCCUGGAGGAGGCGCUCGGCGACUGGGGCUGGAAAGAGCCACCGCCACCACCACCACCAGCGGCAGGAGAGGCUGAGGACGGGACCCGGAGGGCGCCCAGUCUGCGAAGCAGAGUGGGCGGGAAGCGGCACAUCUACUUGCACGCCACCUGGCGCACCGGCUCGUCUUUCCUGGGAGAAGUGUUCAAUCAGCACCCGGAUGUUUUCUACCUGUACGAGCCCAUGUGGCACUUGUGGCAAGCGCUCUAUCCUAGCGACGCGCUGAGCCUGCAGGGCGCCCUCCGGGACAUGAUGCGCUCUCUCUUCCGCUGCGACUUCUCGGUCUUACGCCUCUAUGCCACACCGCCGGCCGGCCGCGACCCGCUCAUCCCCGUGCCCGCCUCCUUCGGGGCCAAGUCGGGCAGCGGGAGCGGCAACCUGAGUACGGCGAGCAUUUUCGGGUGGCGGACCAACAAAGUGAUCUGCUCCGCGCCUUUUUGUGCCCGCGCAGCCCGGGCCCGCGCCGACGUGGGCCUUGUCGACAGCGCCGCCUGCGAGCGGAGCUGCCAUCCGCGGCCGCUGCAGGAGUUGGAAGCCGAGUGCCGAAAGUACCCAGUGAUGGUGAUUAAGGACGUGAGGCUGCUGGAGUUGGGGGCGCUGCUGCCACUGCUGCGAGACCCGGACCUCAACCUGCACGUCAUCCAGCUUUUCCGCGAUCCCCGCGCAGUCCAUAAUUCUCGACUCAAAGCCAAACAGGCGCUGCUCCGGGAGAGCAUUCAGGUGCUGCGGAGCAAGUAUCACGCCGAGUUCCGAAGACUGCCCCGCCGGCAGCUCCCGCCCGCUGCCGCCGCCAUCGCCGGCGGUGGAGCCGUCCGAACACAGCCGCAGCAUCGAGCCGAAUUCUUCCUGGGCGGCGCCCUCGAGGUGAUCUGCCAGGCUUGGCUGCGUGAUUUGAUCUUCUCCCGCCGGGCCCCCGCCUGGCUGCGCCGUCGGUACACGCAAGUCCGCUACGAGGACCUGGUGCUGGAGCCGCGCGCCCAGUUGAGCCGCUUGCUGAGUUUCGCGGAUCUUCCCGCGCCGCCGGCCCUCGAGGCCUUCGUCUUUAACAUGACCCGCGGGGUCGCCUACUCCUCGGAGCGGCCCUUCCUCAUCUCCGCCCGCGAUGCUCGGGAAGCCAUCCACGCCUGGCGGGAGCGGCUCAGCCAGGAGCAGGUGCGCCAAGUAGAGACUACCUGCGGAGAGGCCAUGAGGCUCCUCUCCUACCCUCCGAGCAGCGAAAAGAGCGUUCGACGUGACUCCGCUAGGGGACGCUCCAGUGCUUCUCCUCAUCCAGAUUGACAUCUGAGUACCAACUCCUGUAAUUCCUGUAUUUGAAUGAGGACUUUAGUCUCUUGAACAUGAAUCAGGCUCCAAAAGAAAGAAAAAGCUUGCAAAAGUAUUAUAAUGCUACUAUGUCUCAGCCAGCAACAUUCUUGCCUUGAAACUCGGUAAGUUUUAAAAGUACAGAAAAUAGAGUGCUUUAUAUGUAACUUCUGCAUUGGCAUAAAACCUGAGAAACUCAAAUUAUCUGAUCAUUCAUUUCUAAUGAGUAAAUGGUCUUAGUUUUCCCACAUAAAGGCAUUAUGCCAUCAAGAAUUUCUUAUUUAUUUGCAUGCCUUGUUUUGUCUGAAGAGCCAACUUGUUUUAAAGUGCCAAGAAUGAUAAUGCCAAGAGACUGGUAAUGGACUACUAUUUUCUUGCUGAAAAUCUAUUCUUAAGUCAUCUUCUGAAGAGAAUCAUUCCUCUGGUAGGGAGGAGGGGAUAGUUUUAAGAACAGCUGCAGAAACAUUUCAUAAAAUCUCAUGGAAGCAUGUAUAAAGCAUGGUUGAAACAAACAGAUUACUUCAUAAACUGGGAUUGGGUAUAGACACAUCAAACCUCAAGAAUCCUGAAGAUGUAAAUCAAGGCCAAAAUUAGGAAAUAUUUAUGCUGCUUAGCUUGAGAUUUGACCCAAUAAGUUUUAGUUUCUAAAACAAAGAAAUCACCCGGAAAAACAUUCUGGAAACAAGCAUUAUACAUCUUGAGGUUUCCAUUUCUGUCUUUCAGGAAAAGCAAGAGCAUGUAAUCCAAAAUUGUCUUGCUUUUGAUAUAUCCUGAUUUUGUACGCUGAUACAUGCAGAUGUUAUUCAGAGGUUAAUACUACUGUUGUAAAUGUCUACAGCUAUGGACAUUUAUAAGUAAUAUACUUGAUAAGAAUCUCAAAAGCACAUUUACCUCUCAUAAGUAGAUAUUCUUAGGUGGGCGCAGACUUACUAAUAUUACUUUUGAUAUUACUUCACAUGAAUGCCCACAAAAGUAAUAUCAGGACUGAGAGUGAUUCUGUAUACAGAUUUGUGAAAAAGUAUUUGCUGUAUUUCAGAUUUUCUGAAUUUUUCCACUGAAUGUUUUUCAGAUUUUUAUGUGGAUCUUAAUGAUACAUUAACUCCAAUGUUUGAUUUCACAAAUGAUGAUCAAUCAUAAUUUGUUUUUUUAAUUUAAUCUUAGCAAACAUAUACUAGUUUACAUAAUAUGUGUCUGUAAAAUGGGACACAAAGAUUUCUACAUAUAUUAUUAAAUAUGUAGAUAAAUCUUGAAAAGUAUAAAACUACUAAGGCUGAAUACUGAAUUGUAUUUGAUUUGCAAAGCACAGAAGAUGGUAUUUUUCACUUAAUUUCUUAAAAAUUGAAUAGAAAUGUGAAUUAAAGAAGAGCUGUACAUUAGAAUCUCUGUGCAGAAAGCUGAAGAGAAGAAAAUGUAUGUUUUCUCUAGUUUUUUCCAGUAGUGAAUCUUUUACAAUUUAUUUUAUGUGAUUGGGUUAUGCACAGAAUUAACCAUGGCUUGUAAUACCAUCUUUCAUAUUGUCUUAGUCUAGUUCUCAUCUAUGUAGGCUUAUAUCCAGGUAAUUAACUAAUAAUAUCACAAUGUUAACCUAAAGAUUAUAUAUAUCCUAAAGGUUUCAAGCCAUCAAACCUUUAUGGCCACUAACAUGAGGUUUAUUUAAAUUCUAGAUUGAUAUAUAUAAUCAGCUUUUGGGUGUGCAAUUUAAUAGUGGAUUGAUAAUGAGUUGAAGAUCAGUCUAGCAGGAGUAGAUAGUAAAAGUCAUGCAGACCAUGAAUCUACUCUAUACCAAAGUUUAAACAACAAAAUUUGAUGUAUAGAGCCAGCAUCUCUAACAUGAUUGUCUUCUUUCAUAUAAAUGUCUUAUACAUGUACAUGUUGAAUAAGUCCGUUCACGUGGACAUGUCAAGUUGUAUUUUCUGACCUUGACUUCACUUGAUCAGUAUAUUAUAUUAUAUUAUAUUAUAUUAUAUUAUAUUAUAUUACUGAGAGAGCCUAACAAAUUUUCACACAAAGGAGGCACCAAAAUAUUACAUUCUGAUAGUUACCUAGCUGAAGUGAAAGUAUACAUUUUAUUGGUUAUAUAACCGAAAAUACAUUAAUAUUGGUUUCCAUAUAUGGUUUUAAAAUAAUCCAAAUAAAGAGAGGAAUUAUAUACAUAAAGAAAGACUGUCUUCUAUCACCAUUGAUAGCCAAAUCAUGAACUGGCCCAGCCAAAUGCUGAUUUUGUUUUUCCCUGGUUCAAAGUAGCCAAUUAUUACCUACACAAGACAGGCAAUUGCAACCUGCUUAUUCUGUAAUCAAGAGUCCCUAAUAUACAGAUUGGCAUACCUUUUAUACACUUUUGGAAAGCAUAGGCAUAUGAUAACUAGCCAGCUAUAGGCAACAAGCAACAAUUCACACCCCGGGUAGAGAACAGCCCUCCCAGAAAGUAGGUUCAUUACUAAAAUGUUACAGCCCUUGCCCUUCUGACCCUCAUCUGUAAGGCUGAUAAGUAAAUAUAGAAAAUAUUCUAGCUAAAUUAUCUGCAACUGGAAAAAGAAAUUAACCCUGAAUCAGCAGCUGGCCUGGUUUGAGUUCCUUGAUUAGGUAGCCUUCCUAAAAAUGUUAGGGCAAGGAUGUGAGCCCCAGGAAUGAGAGGCCUGAAGGGAAAAUAUUUAAAAACAAUUUAUUUAUUUAUUUAUAUUUUAUUUAUUGAUUGAUUUAGUCUGCAGCUAGACAUUGACUGGUUAUUUAAAAAGUGAAGAUGCCCUGCUGGUAGCCACAUGAAAAUAAUUCUGUAUUGAUUUUGGCAACAACUCUGAAGGUGAUUUACCAGUGCCUUUUUCUAGAAUGUUUUUCAACUUUUCAGUAUAUCUUACAACUCUGGUAUUUCCUGAUGGCUUCUAACCAAGGAUUAUUUUUAAGUGCUGUGUAGAAAGCAGACUUUUGUCUAUCCAAUAAAGAGCACAAAUGCUCUUUUGUCUUAGCUGUGUUUCUUUUCUUUAUCCUAUUUUCUGUUGGUUCUUUAGUAUGUAACUAUUCUUGCAUUCUGGACCCUUUAGGACACUUUUCUUUCAUCUAAAAUCUAGGCCUCACAUUCAACUAAAUGAUGAUUUGUUGAAUUACGUAUUGUUGGAUGUCUGCAUUUUGCACCAUAAACCAUGUUUUCCAAAUCUUUUUUUUAUAAUACAAGUUUUAUUAUUUUUUCUUUUUACAACCAAAUGCUUGAGAAACAACAUGGUGACAGGGUAAUCAAUUAUGCCAAAACAAAAUCAUACAUAUGUAAUUCAAAUUAAAUCAUUACAAACUCCCUCUCUGUUCCCUCAAAUAUUAUAUUAUAUUCAAAUUAAUAUAUAUUUCAAUAUAAUUCAAUCAAUCCAAACAAUCAUUAAUAACAUUUCAUUUAUAUAGAUCAAAAUCCUGUAUUAAGCUUUACAAUUUACAAUUACCAUAUUCCCAUUUAGCUUAAAUAACCAUAUUAUUAACACUUCAGGUGUCUUUCCCUUCCCUUUUCCUUGACAUAAUUAGUAACUCAUUUAUUAAUUUCAUUUCUUUUAUCAAAAAUCCCUCUUAUUCCCCUUGCUUCACAAAAUAGCUUUCCUUCCUAGAAAACAAAAAUAUUACUCCAAACAAUGCAUUUCUAAUCUAUUUUAAAUCUAUAAUCUAUCAAUCAAUCAAAAUCUAUAUAAUACUCUUUUAACCCAUUCAAUAACAUUUAAAUCCAAUUCAAAUUAUUAUUAUAUCCCCCAUGCACAUAUUAGUACAAAAGCAAACAUCUUUUCGCUAAUUUCACAUUUAAUUAGUCUUUCUUCAAUCAGGAUCUCUGGUAUCUUAUUUGCCAAGUUUAAACUUUAAGUCAAUCCGUGUCUAAAAAGUCUUUAACCCAUUAUGUACCAUUUUAGAUCACAUUCUUAAAUCUUAAUCUAGCUUUCUUUUUGUACCAAGCCGGUUUCCAUAACAAAGCCUCUAUGUCAACGAAUAAGUCUCUUUUUAUUCCUUGUGGUAGCAUUUGAAUCAGGGAAGAGCGUCCCCUCUUCUGUUUUAGAGAUCUGAGUCCUUUGUAGGUAGUCCCUUGUUGUUUUAAAGAUUCAAGCCUCAACAUUUCACUCUGCUGAAUAGGAGACUCACUCCUGACCAAUUUUGUAAUUAGUAGUUAGUUAACAACAUUGUCAUAGUUCUUAAUCAAUUGUAAUUGGAAGUCCAUUUCUGUUAAUUUAAAAGGUAUUGAUGAUUUAAUUGCAAUCAUUUUUUGAUCAUCAAAAAUCUCAAAAGGUUGUGUAUCAGAUGAAAUAGAAUCCUCUUUAAUGAUGAUUAAUUCUUCUAUUGUUUUUUUGGUCUGUAGAAUAUUCAGAUGAGAUCUGAAAAUCGGUUUGUAAGUUCAAGAUAAAGUUUCUGUUUGUUAUUUCUGUAGUACUCUCUCUUAUUUGGCAACAUAUUUGCUCAGUGGCUUCAUAGAUUUUCUCCAGUAUAAGUUUACAGUUGAAAUGUAAAUAGGAUUUCUCCAUUUUCAUUGGUAACUAGGACCAGACCAGUUAUCUUUUAGUGAAGGCUGUAUUCAAAAACAUUUAGCCAGUGUCCACCCCCACAAAACAGCUGUUGUUUCUUUGUCUUUUCCUUUAUGGUAAUCUGAAGGUCAAAGCCAAACUCAUCACCAGACAAAAAACAAAGACUGUUACAAUUUUAAAUUUCUCCACAAGGUGUCCUCAGUAGGCUAUAAAAUACUCUUUCCAGACACCAAAGAUAACAUUGUCAAAGUCAGACAAAGAAAGAAAAACCAAAAGAAAAUAAUAUUUUUCACAUAUAUGCUGAGUCCAGUAAUAAAGUUUAAUAGUAAGAAUCUUUUCAAGACCCCAAAGUAGAUGAAAGUCAAAGAUAGUCAAUUAGAUUCAAUUUUCAUUCCAUUUCACAGCUUUCCUUCCCACACACUAGCACAUGCCGCUCUCUUAAAACAGGGAAGUAGUUCCAAAAAAUGCUUUUUGCAGGAAACCAAAAGAAAAAAGGACUCAGAGAGGAAAGGAAAAAACUCACCCGGAUCAACCACGGUGGUUCUUUGUGCUUAGAUGGUCUUCUGACUUCUGGUUACAGCAGCAAAGUGAUCGGCCAUUUUACUGGCCGAUCUUUCCUCCGUCGGCCCUAAGGAGCAAUCUUGGACUGCGGAAGAAGCUGCCGUUCUCCCACGGUCGAUGAGGACCUCCUACCGGCAGAGGGAAAUCAGCCAGCAAAGAGAGCAGUCUCUUCGCAUGGCUGCAAACGCCGUGAUCCGGAACCGGAAUUCCAUGUUUUACAAAUCUUAAUGAGUUGUUUUACAAAUCUCAUUGAACCAUAAUCUGGAUUGUUGGGUUAAUUUUGGUUAAUCAUUGGUGAAUCAUCCUUGAAAUUGUAUAGACUAGUCUCUGGCAAUGUAAUGAUCUCAUAUGUAUUAGAUUUCAAAUCCUAUAACACGUGUUUAUCAUGGUCAAAAUAUCAGCAUUAAACUAAUAUUAGUUUCAGAUUACUAUUAAAAUUUAAUACUAUUUGGAGGAUGUCUUUAGAAAAGAUUGGUUAUCUUGUCAUUGGUUUGCUUUAGCACAUGGUAUGAACUCAACUUAGGAUUUGCAAAUCAUUAAUUUUGGCUUAUUUGGGAAACCGUGAUGGAGCAAACCAUGAUUUAGCACAUCUGAGUCAAUACUUUGCAGCAUAGCAUCAUUAUUUGCAUGGUGAUAUCACCAUACUUUGCUUUGGACACUAUUGCAUAGCAUGCUAAACCAAAAAUACCAUUUAGUAAGGAUAUACACCUACCACCAUUUUACUUACCAUGGCAUGCACCUCAUUAGGGUUUUUGCUGUAUCUUUCAAGUCCACAAAAGUUGCUAUUUGAAUGUCUGGAAAAUUAAAUUUAAGCUAAUGAAUAUUUGUUACAAAUUCUGGUUUCAGUUUCAGCUUGGAUAACCAUAAUAAAUUGGUUGAACAGUCAUUUAUAAAGCAGGCAGGGGAUUGUUGAAACAUAAUGUAUCAAUUUAUUAAUAGGGAUUUUUAAUAAAACAUAUCAUACAAACAAAACCUAUGUAGAUCUAUAAAGUCAUGAAGUGUUCAUUCAUAUAUCUUUUUGCUGAUUCUGAUUCUUGCUUCUAUAGGACUUCAAUAAACUAGAUUUUUGUUAGAAGGUACCAGAAUUAUCUAUUCCUUGUACAAAAAUAAUAUGAAAUAUAUUUCUCAAUUUAAUAGUUAUGGAGUGCAUUUUUAAAAUCAUUUCUACAUUAAUACAUGUUCUGAAAACAGUGUUUACUUGCAUAAUUUAAAGGACUCCUUUAUACCUCACUAACCAUAGAUUAGGUUUUGCCACAUUUUGAAAGUAAGGUUUUGAAUCAAAAUAAUUUUACUAACUAAAAUGCCAUUCUGCAAACAUAGUUAUUACACUAUAUGAAUGAUAUUUUACAUAUUAAAUAUUUGUAUAUUGAUUGAUUUGAUGAUGAUUAUGUGCCUUAAAGUUGGCAUUGCUUCUUAGUGACCACAUAGAUUUUCUCCAGGAGCAUUUAUUCCAACCUAAUCUUUCUAUCUUCCAAUGGUUUACCCAUUAUCACUGUAAUUUAGUCCAUCAACUUUGAACUUGUUGUCCUCUUCCUCCCUUUCCUUCCAUUCUCCCCAUCAUUAGAGGUCUGCAUAUACCGUAAUAUGUUUGAAGUACAAUAAUUUGACCCUGGUCAUUUGUGUGAUUAGUAAGAAUUCUGGGUUGACUUGUUUGAUGAUCUAGGUAUUCAUUUUCUUGGCUAUCCAUAGUAUUUCCAAGUAUCUUCUUUAACACCAAAAUUUGAAAGCACCAAUGUUUUUUCUAUCCUUCUUCAAAGUCAAAUUUAUAUAUUGCAUAUCAAGUACAAUUUAAGAUGCUGGUACUGAUCUUUUAAAAAAUGUUAAAUUUGAUUCCCUUUUAGACACAAAUUCAAACAUUUGUGUCUAAAAUAUUAAAUUUUCCUUAAUAGCUAUUUUCAUAGUAAAGUAUGUCAUGAAACAUCCAGAAAUUUGUAUAUUAAAUUAGGAACUUCCCUUUGUACUACUUUUUUACAUGAUAAAAUAUAUAUGCUUAUGUCUGUGUAACUUUAGUGAAAAUAUAUAAUGAGUCACAGAUAGCCUUUUUAAAUAUGAUUUUUUUCAGACUAAGAAAACAUGAGCCACUAAUUAACCUAUGAUGUACAGACCUUUUUAGUACCACUUAGAUUUUAGAAUAAAAUGCAAUUUAGCCUAAAGUUUCUUCUAAAAACAUGGUUGAUAGUAUCCCUGUAGCUAUUCACUUUCAUAACUUUCUUUUUCAAACUACCUUAGCCUCAGGUUCUCCACUAUGGAGUAAACCUUUUGCCUUUCUUAAUAACAAUAUUUCUACCAAAGAAAUCUUGGAUAGUACAUUGAAUCUCAAAUUAGCCACACUGGCUGGAUUUGCAAAACCUAUUAGACUAAAUUGCAGUUGGCUAAUUUGUGAAUCAGUUGGUGCUAUUAUAUCAUCCAGCAAUUUGGUUAUUUUUUUUAGGUAACCACAUGAUAGGCAAUGCAUUUUUUAAAAUGUAAUUUCUGCUUCUGUUUAUAUAAGCACUGGGGUUAUACGAGCAUACAACUUUUAAAACAAAAACGCAAGAUUUAAAACGACAUUGAAUAAGUAAAAUUAAAAGAAUUAAGCAUUUAGUGAAAAAGAUACAUUAUAUGUAAUUGACAGCCAAUGAAAGUCUUUCUGCACAGUUAUCAUGUGAUCCCUAUAGUCUAUACCAGUUAGCAGUCUGGCUGCAGCAUUUAUGCCAACUGAAAUUUCUAGACAUUCUUUAGAUUUCUUAAAAUAAGCCCAAGCAGUACCUUGUUAUCUCCACUUAUGCUCUAGCCCUCUAUCUAACCUCAUUAUUGCUCCGCCAGGAUGUUAGAGGUGAGUGUCAGCAGUUAUAGCAUUAGCCACAUAAGCCACACAUCUCUGUCAUCCAAUAUUUCAACAUAUUGAUGAUAGAUGCCGUGAUAAUUUACCCAAGCACCAUCACAUAUCUGGGUCAGAUUAUUUUAGCCAGUCUUUCUCACCUACAUCUCUUUCCCAGUUAUUAUUUGCAGCCCGUGUUCUUUAUUCAAAUCAAUCAGCUUCAUAUUUCCCAUAUCAAAAAAAGAAAAAA